Anastrepha ludens (Mexican fruit fly) is the source of this 738-nucleotide messenger RNA. RefSeq names its product ninjurin-B. Gene Ontology annotation, biological process: cell adhesion; tissue regeneration. The transcript is spliced from 3 exons. Gene Ontology annotation, cellular component: membrane. Bases 84 to 659 code for a protein of 191 amino acids. NCBI's taxonomy places the organism in Eukaryota, Metazoa, Arthropoda, Insecta, Diptera, Tephritidae. The record is from RefSeq and is a predicted model, not a curated record.
UGCUAACAUUUAGAUCGUAAAUAAGUACACUUUAAUUAAAUAAAGUCAGACAUAAAUAAUUUUUUUUAUGAAUCAGAUUAAAAAUGAAUAAUAUAAAAUACAUGGAUAAGCCCGAAACAACUAUCGAAGUGAUACAAUUGCCUGGCGCAAACGAAAACAUUUCCGAGAAGUCACAAUUGCAAAACCCAGCGUUGGAGGAUAACGUGAACGAUAAAGCUAAUGAGGCUGAUGGGACCGAUGGGGUCGAUGGAACCCAUGUUGUCGACUCAGAUAUCGUUACUGAGGCUCACGAGCAUACUACAAGCCUCAAUAAAGCAGAGUUAGUUCGAGUCGACAGUUUCAAUUAUGCAGGAAAUAAGAAUUUGGCGGAAGGUUUAAUGGACAUUGCACUUUUGUCGGCUAAUGCUAAUCAGCUGCGGUUUCUGCUUACGUAUAACGAUAAAGCACGGAGCUAUUACAUGAGUCUGGGUCUAGUGGGGCUGUCUUUGGUGCUGCAAGUGGUCGUCGGUAUUGCGCUAAUUUUCAAGCGUCACUUGAAGAGAAAUGAUCGGCGAUAUGUUUAUACAAAAGAAUUCCUGGUCUGUGGUGUAUUCGUUAUUACCGUAGUGAAUGUUCUGCUAGCCGCAUUCACCACAACUGAAAACGCGGAAAAGGCAUAGACAACAGAGCAUGCAACCGAAAUACUACACAAAUGAUUCAACUGAAUAUCGUAAAUUGAGCUUGUCUACUAAAACAAUA